UCGUCUCAGUCGAUCACAAGAGAGCGACUCGCACGUUUCUCAUUAUACCUGAACAGGUGAACAGGUGUGUGUUUGGUUCGAAAGUUUUGUAGUGUCAGCUAUUCAUUAGCCAAGAAAAAUAUUAAGCGCCUUGAGAAGCUUUCAAAAUGGGCGCCUUAUCUGACUUGAAAAACUUCGCACUUUUGGCGGUAUUAGGACUUUUUUUUCAAACAGCCCAAAGCAUCAGUUGUUAUAGGUGCGAAAGCACAAAUAGUUCAAAUCCAUUUCAAUGCAACGAAUUUAUGAGAGAUGACGUCGACUUGACCCCACAAUCGUGCGAUGAUGUUUUCGAUGCCCAAUAUUGUGUGAAACGCGUUGGACGUUUCGAGGGGCUGGCACUCAAAUGCUAUCAGUGUGCAUCUGCAACCCAAUGGGAAUGCGGAGAUGGAAAUUUGGUGGUGGAAGCACUCCAACCGCAAAGUUGCGAUCAUGUCUUCGAGGCGCAAUACUGCAUUAAAUCAUUCGGAACUUAUGGAGGUGGAAUCGGCACGAAACGAGAAUGCUCGUCAAAACAUCUCGGAACUUACUGUGACUACGUGAAACAACCUGGUGACAAAUUAACUUACCGGACCUGCAUUUACACCUGCUCAGGAGACGGUUGCAAUCCAGCGUCGAAAUCGUUACCAAAUACAAUAUUUUUUCUUUUUAGCAGUAUUUUCCUCACUUUUGUUUCAUCAUUUCGAAGAUGAAUUACAAAUUUUAGGAAAUAGAUUAACUCGUUAACUGACUAGGGUAGUUGACAUAAAGCGCGCGAACGAAAUUUAAAAUUGAAAUGUUCAGUUUAAAGUUUCGUCAAAUUCUACAAUUGUAUCCAAAGGACCAUCCAUAAAUAGUAUAUAACGUUCAUUUUUUAGUCAUUUUAUGAUAAAAUAUUGUAACAAUAUCCACAAAAACAAAGUUUUUUUUUAACAUAAUUUUUUAUUUCAAGAGAUUUCGUAUUAUUUUGAUGAAAUUUCAAAGAAAAGAUUACAAGGAAUUUCAGAAAAUUUUCAAAUAUUUCAAUGAAUUUCAUGGGAUUUGAUCAGA
Messenger RNA from Belonocnema kinseyi, 1065 nucleotides. RefSeq lists its product as uncharacterized. The coding region runs from base 147 to 728 and encodes 193 amino acids. The transcript is spliced from 4 exons. The record is from RefSeq and is a predicted model, not a curated record. Lineage: Eukaryota; Metazoa; Arthropoda; Insecta; Hymenoptera; Cynipidae. Gene Ontology annotation, biological process: regulation of synaptic transmission, cholinergic; positive regulation of voltage-gated potassium channel activity; sleep.